Molecule: messenger RNA, 1842 nt
Organism: Bicyclus anynana (squinting bush brown)
Lineage: Eukaryota; Metazoa; Arthropoda; Insecta; Lepidoptera; Nymphalidae
Product: delta-aminolevulinic acid dehydratase
Exons: 8
Coding region: 143-1147 (334 amino acids)
Biological process (GO): heme biosynthetic process
Cellular component (GO): cytosol
Molecular function (GO): porphobilinogen synthase activity; zinc ion binding
Source: RefSeq, a predicted model, not a curated record
UGUGGUUUGCCGAUUUGAAUUUUGACGUUUCCGAAAUUCCAAAUCGAAUCCAAACUCCAAAGUUUCUCAAAUCUCAACUUUUAGUAUUUUAAUUUGUAUUUUGAAUCUAAAAAUAAAAUAAUUUGCUUAAAACUUUACCAUAAUGAAUUCGUUAUUUUUAAGUCCUGAACAUGUCCUACAAGGUGGCUACUUUAAUUCGACACUCAGGAAGUUACAAGAACCCAACACGAGCAUUGAACCCCACAAUAUUAUGUAUCCAGUUUUCUUACUGGAAAAUGAGGAAGCCAUGCAAGCAGUGUCAAGCAUGCCGAAUGUGUUUAGAUAUGGAAUCAACAAAUUAAUACCAGCUCUUUCAGAACUCAUAGAAAAGGGCUUAAAAUCCAUACUUAUAUUUGGAAUAGUUGAGACUCUGCCCAAGGAUGCCUCAGGUUCCAGUGCAGAUUCAGCUGAGAACCCAGUAAUAAAAGCUCUGCCGAGACUGAGAGAAACAUUUCCCGAACUGGUAAUAGCAUGUGAUGUGUGUCUGUGCCCUUACACCUCGCACGGCCACUGUGGUCUGCUGGGUGACACUGGUGCUAUAGACCACGCCUCCUCUGUGACGAGGAUAGCUGAAGUUGCAUUGGCUUAUGCUAAAGCAGGAGCAGACAUUGUUGCUCCGUCUGACAUGAUGGACAACAGGAUAAAAGCAAUUAAAGACGCGCUAGUUGCAAACAAACUUCAAAACAGGGUGUCAGUGCUGUCGUACUCGUGCAAGUUCGCGUCGUCGAUGUACGGCCCGUUCCGCGACACGAUGAAGAGCUCCCCGAUGGCGGGCGACAGGAAGUGCUACCAGCUGCCGCCCGGCAGCGCGGGGCUCGCCGCCAGAGCUGCGGCGCGCGACGUGGCGGAGGGCGCGGACUUCCUGAUGGUGAAGCCGGGCCUGCCCUACCUCGACAUCGUGCGCCAGACCAAGGACCGGUACCCGCACCACCCACUGUUUAUUUAUCAGGUGUCGGGUGAGUACGCGAUGAUCAGCCGAUGCGGAGACGACGCGGAGGUGCGCACCACGCUGAUGGAGACCCUCACCUGCAUGCGAAGAGCUGGUGCGGAUUGCAUCAUCACGUACUUCGCGCCGCUUAUUCUAAACAUAAUUGGCAAUAAACAAUAAUAUUAUAAUAAAAUUUUAAAUAAUAAUAAAAUAUAAUUUGUUGCUGGUAAAUUUAAAAAACAGAGAUAUAAUAUCUGGGGACUCUGCAAAAAUUUCGUCACACAUUGAUGUGUGGGAGGGGAGUGAAAAAGUUUGACAUGAUGUCAUGCACUUGACCAAAACACGACGUCAAGCCGUUAGCGCUGCAGGCAUGUGGGCUUAUUGGAUGGUGGGUGGCUAACAUUACAAUGAUAAUGUUGGAUGCUGUAACAAUUACUAUCAAAUGUCACUGAGAUUGAUAACGACGGAUUAAAAUGCUCUUCGUAAUGGGGUGUAACACCACUGAUUUUAUAAAUAAAGACAAAAUAGCUCAAUAUUUUAUAGCUCCACUCAGGACUCGAACCCGGGCGAUCUCUCACUCCAUACUAAAGCCAUACUCAAUGUGUACUGCCAACAAAGAAAUAAAAAAUGUUUAAUACUAGAGUAAUCAAUUAAAUACAUGUAGUUAUUGUAUGUGCUAAGCUGGUUCUCACUUUCCCAAAAGACAAGAAUUUAUAUUAUAUUUGUAUACAUUAGGUAGGUUUAUAUGAAUUGGGUGCCUGACAUUGUUUAAUUUUGUAAGUAAAUAAAUGAAAUGUGUAAUACGGUCUCAUAAGUACAUGUACUGUUGUAAGUUUAAUGUUGAUUUUUAAUAAAUUAUUAUUUUUAUCUGCUCA